GCCGUUUCUCCACGAAUUCCCGCCUGCAACUGAACUUGGCACGGAACAGACGCGUCGGGUCAAAAGUAGAAGCAAAGGGGCCCAGAGUCAGCAGAAAGAGAAGAUGUACCGCAUCGAUGCGCACAAAGUGCUCAGUGCCAUCGAUGACAGCAAUCGUGGAGUCGUGGCGGGCAAAAUUCGGACUUCGGACUACGGACAGAGUACGGAUGAAACACGUCACGAACUUACAGACUCUACUGGUGAUCUGGCAGAAGCUGAGGCUGAGAUCCGUGGGCCGCAGCAUGAGCAUGAUGGACUGCAGCGUCUACGUAAGAUGUUGGCUACGACGCGCGCUGCACCACGCACCGACUCUGGAGGGACACCCGAGUCGAUCCUCCGUGUUCUUAGGCUCUACGAUACGUUGGAUGAUGGGAGUAAGCAAGAUGUGCGCCUCAAGGGUGAGCUUCUAACCUGGCUCUCCGCGCAGCAUGACGCCGAAGCGGACAUUCGAUGCGGCCUUCUGUACAGUUCUAUUCUUCUUGAGCAUAGGUCACUUUUGAUCUACCAGGCUGCGAUCGCCUCAUUUCUGCGCCGCGGUCUUCACAUUCACGCUGUGAAGCUGCAUAAAGAAGCUCUCAAGCAUAUACGGAAUGCCGAUCAAGUCACGAAGACGUUCUUUGAUUAUGCGGUCACGGAGAGCAAAUGGCAACUGGCAAUGAACGUGUUUUCGCAGUAUCGCCUACAUAAUGCUCAAGGUUCGCGAGGCGUUGAGCUGUUCUGGCUGCAUGUAUCCGAGCUCCCCAGGUUGCUUGUCAAAGCACUAUCUCUAGCCAAGUACUACCAUGCCAUGGAUCGGGCUGGAACAGCAAACCACGCAGUUCGCAGCUUCACUUGUCGCUUCUACGCCGAGGCAUUACUGCAGGAAUUCGAGGACGAAAGACACCCAGACCCGGCAUUCAACCCGAGAAAUCUUCCGAAAGGGGCAAUAGGUCGCUUAUUCGCGCAUGUACAGGCUCUUGACCAGGGAGCGCCGGAAAUCCACAAUCGACUAUUGAUUGCACUGUUACGGCCUCAUCGCAAAGGGCCAUACGUCUACCCUCAGAUACAUCGCAUCGUCUCCUACAUUUACCUCGCUCUACGAGAUUCUGAGACCAAGAUACAUGAGAAGACUUUUGAUCUACUUUUGAAGAGGCUCACGCAGUAUUGGGAUGAUCUGCAGCGGCAAAGUGAAAUUCACCAUAGUAUCACGGUACCAACUGUGCUCAAAGAUUGGCAAGGACACUAUGGCGUGCUUAGCCGCGAUGCAGUCAGCCAUGUUCUCUCCUGGUAUGCAAGUAGAGGCCGUGUCGACCAUUUCGACCGAUGGCUGGAAUAUUAUAAAGAGCACUAUUCUUCGUACGAGGAGUACAAAGCUGUUCUUCACAGUACAGUAUACCUCCACGCAAGACGGGCUGAUCUUCCAGCCGCAAGAUUGGCUUUCGAUGCUGCGGUACAAGCCGCGGCUCAGCAUAAGGAGACUCCACCGUUAUUAUGCUGGAAUGUACUGGUACAUGCCCACGCUCGCGUAGACGAUCUUGAGGGUGGGCUCGAGACACUGCAGAAUCUGAUCUCCAGUGGCUGCAGACCCGAUCACUACUCAUUCCACCCGGUCUUACAGAUGCUGGCCCAGCGAGGCGAUGUUGAAGGUGUUCAGGAUCUGCUCGUGCAAUACGACGGCAUCACGGAGGAGAAGCGUGAAGCCCACUUCGUUGGUAGUUUGCUUUUGGCUCAUACCAACAGUGGUGACGUUGAGGAAGGCGAGCGGGUUUUACAAGAGAGCAUCAAGGCUGCCAAGACUGGAAGCAUAAGAGGCUCGCUCACUGGAUCUUUCAACGCUUUGCUCACGGCCUAUGCUCUUCGACGCGAUGUGGACGCCACUAUGCGUAUUUACCACUGGAUGAGAGACGAAGGCAUUCGCAAAGACGCCAAUACCUACGCUGCGCUUAUUCAAGCGUUAGCUCUGCAUCGACAAACACCAGCUGCAACCAAGAUUCUCAAAAGUGUUAUGCCAAAAGAGCGUAUCAUGCCCACUGCUUUCCAUUAUGCCAUCGUGAUGACCGGCUUUGUCAACCAGGGAAUGGUCGACCACGCCCUGCGCAUGCACAAAGACAUGCGAACGAGAAAUAUUCGACCGACAUUUACUUCCAAACUGAUCUACCUUAAGGCCAAAGCGAUCAAAGAACAUCAGAUGAAAGGUGGGAAGGAAGCAGUCACGCCGCUUUCGGACACCAUGGCUGAAUUGAAAAUUAUGCUAGCCAAUAGCCUCGAUAAUGAUGUUGCAGCACACCAGCCAGGGCUAGCGCUGGGCUCGCGGCAGGACAAUAAUGGGACUCCUGCAGCGUACUUUGCCUUUCUCAUCUACGUGCAUGGUAGACGAAGAUGCUUUGAGGCUGUCAAAGAGUUACUCAACCAGUACCAGACGAGGACUAAUACAGACGGACAGCACAAUGUACCUAUACAUUUGUUGACAGCGCUGAUGUCGGCCCAUCUUGUGGCGGGCGAAUACAGCGAGGUUGAAGGUUGUUGGCAGCUGGCGAAAGAGAGUGCUAAUCAGCUUGCGAAGACGAUACCAGUACCGCAGCUACAGGCUCUCGAACUCGAGCAGGACAAAGACAUAUCUUCACAGGCAGUAUUGGGAGUCCUCGAUCCAAAUGCAAGUGAUGCGCAGGAGGCUGGCUUUCGCACAAGCGACACAAACAACGCUGUCGUGGUAGAUCAGGCCAUUCACACUACAACAAGUGUACCGGAGCAAUCCUUGUUGGCCGCUAUGACGAGCGAAGCACCCACGUCGAGACCAUCACCGGGGCGACGACAUGUGCUAGCUCGCCCGCUUCGUUACUACCUUACCGCGUUACAUCGUCAAAAUCGGACAGCGGACUCGGUGUCUACAGUCACCAAGCUCAUCCGUCAAGGCUACACGCUCGACAACCAUACCUGGAACGGGUUCCUUACCCAACUAUGCCAAUCCGACCCACCACUUGUGCUCCUGGCCUUCACCCUCAUGGAGCGUCUAUUGAUCCCUCAUUUCCCUGGCUGGGCCGCCAUGCCUCCUGGGGGCGCACAUGCUCCAAACCCCUCUAGUAGAGCUGAAGGAUUGGAGUAUACCAAAGCCCGUUACCUAGCACCUGGACAACUCAUGCCUAAGUACCGCACCAUGGUACACCUUGGUUCUGCUCUCCUACAACUGAGAAGAAUCGAGGCUGUUGGUAGGAGAGGGCCGUUGGAUCGAUCGAUGUUCCGGGGCCUCGAGAAGUACAUCGGAACUCUCAAGGCAGUAAGGAAGCAGGCACCACGAACAUUGUUUGCUGUGCAAACGAUGCCUACGAUUGAUGAUGCGCUGCAGACUCGACUACUCGGAAGACGUGGCUGA
Molecule: messenger RNA, 3388 nt
Organism: Recurvomyces mirabilis
Lineage: Eukaryota; Fungi; Ascomycota; Dothideomycetes; Mycosphaerellales; Teratosphaeriaceae
Exons: 1
Molecular function (GO): protein binding
Source: RefSeq, a predicted model, not a curated record